This is a messenger RNA of Bombus terrestris (buff-tailed bumblebee), 1466 nucleotides long. Its product is annotated as GATA zinc finger domain-containing protein 12. The record is from RefSeq and is a predicted model, not a curated record. Bases 305 to 1420 code for a protein of 371 amino acids. NCBI's taxonomy places the organism in Eukaryota, Metazoa, Arthropoda, Insecta, Hymenoptera, Apidae. The transcript is spliced from 2 exons.
ACGUAUUUCAAAGUAGUAUUUGCAUUUCUUCUCAUCCGAUACACGUCAAGAGAUCAACGACUACGAGUAUAUGAAAACAGUAAGUUGAAAUAGAAGAUAUGGAACAAGCGAAUUCCAUAAGUUCUACAGAUAAAACAUAUAGUUGUGAGUGGCAACAUUUUUUAAUAAAAAAAAAAAUGAAUGGCAGUAAUUUAUUUUAAACAUAUUCUUUGCAUAAAAAUUCAUAUUUUGUUUAUAACAUAAAUAUUGCUUAAUAUAAUUACGACAAAAUUUGUUUUAAUUUCAAUUUAGUAGCUAAAAAUUAAUGUAUUUUUUAAUAAGGAAAACUUUAACAAACCAAAAGCAAGAAUACCUUCCUGCAAAUAAUCAAAGUAUAUUAUUUUACCUAGGCAAAAAAUCAAGUUCAAGAAUAAAUUUAAAUGAUGCUAUGUUUAUGUCAAUUAAUGAUGAGGUUUUUUCAUACUCGGAUAACGAGUGUUUUCAUGAUGUAUUAGAUUCUAGUCUCUCAUUAAGGAAUGAAGACACAGAAAUCGACAUAUCAGUUGCAACUAAUACAGAAGGAAGCAAACAUAAUUCAAGUAUAUUUGAACACAAUGAUAGCACAAGUCUGUUUUCUUUACCUCGUACAAAAUCUAAUUCAGAUGAUGUAAGCAAUAACCUUAUGAAUGAUUUUUUACAAAAUUCAAGUAAUUUGCAACAUCUACAAGACAUGGGCACUGAAAAAGAUAAUUGCAAGACAAAUAAAGAUGUUUCAUUAAGGACACUAUUAAGGCAGAUGUUUGAUGAAAUUUUAGGAAGACAUGACUCUACAAAACAAUUAGGCAAAACUUAUAUUAACAGACAUUUAAGCAAUGAGUUUUUAUCAAAUAAUAGCAACUUAACAGACAAAUCACACAAUUCUUUUGAAAUAAGUAAUAAUGACCCAGUAUGUCAAACACAAAAAUUUAAUAAUAUGGCGACAAUUUCAAUUAAUAAUAUAAAUAACUACAGUAAAAGUAAAGUUUCAUCUUCAUUUAAUACAUCUUCUUUAGACAGAUUCAAUUCUGAGCAAUUAAUUACAAUAUUGGAGGAUUCCAAUGAAAGUAGUAGCAAUUCAGAACUAAACGAUUCUUAUGAGUACUCUGGGAAAUGUAUAGGAAAAUUAAAACAUUUUUUUCCUCGUAAAAUAGUAAAUAAAUGGAUGAGUAGAAAGAUAUUUACCACCAGUGAUAUAAGUGAGAUAAGUGAUACCACUACCAUGUCUUCGAACAUAUCAACUGAUAUCGAAAUAUUAAGCAAAGAAAUUUUAAAAAAAGCAGAUAAUUUACUUGAAAACAGGAAUGAGAGAUUCGAUGUAAAACAGUCGCCAGUGUGCAAAUUAUGCAGGGUACAUAAAUUAUUUCUAAUUCCUUUCAUAACUAUAACUCCUUCAACUCCUUAAAAGAUUUCUAGAUAAAUAAACCAUUUAAUUUCAAAUUUUAAAAAUA